CUGAAGUUCCACUUCCUACGCGACUCGCUUCACUUGCGAUUGACACCGCGCUAAAACUUCGCCGCUUAAUUCUUGAACGGCAUACACGUAUUCGGCACUGCAUAAUUUCUUGCCUUUACGCAGCGUGCCACUCCUGAAAAAAUCUUCGGCGCCCGAUAUUCGCUGCAGGCCGUGAUACAACACAACCGAAAGUGGCGGGUCCAUAUGUAAACGUGCUUUCCGAAGCAGACGACCGAGCUUGGUACGACCCAUUUUAGCACAGAGGGCGCUUUUUAGCACCUUUUUCGCAGCGUCUCCUGGGCUAUGCAAGAGCCCCAUGCAUUGCUGCCGUCGCGCGCUGCACUGCCCCCAUCUGCGAUUUGAGGUCAGCGACAUCAUCGUGCACUGUUCCUUCCUCAUCUCGUUUCCUUCCACAUCGUAAACAUCGUGCCUGUUGUGAUCGUGUUUGUAAUCGUGCCAUGGUACUAAAGGGACAGUCCUCCAAGCGUGUGUUCCCUCUGCAAAUAUUUGUUUUGGUGCCGGUUUCCAGUUGGGAGGCCGAUGGCGUGUCGUCGUGCGCGAAAUCGCUCACACAGGGGCUAGUCAUCCGCGACUUGAGUGGCCACCUGACAGCCGCCUCAGUAUGCCAAACGAAGGUGCGGAACCUCCGCGCUGCGCUGUGUGCGGCCUCCAGCGCGCCCCGAACGCCGUGCUGCUCCCGUUCCCCGACCGGCAGUACUCGAAGCUGUACGGGGCCUGGGUCGAUUUCGUGCGCGGCUGCCCUGGCAAAGGCAACUGGCUGCCCGACAGUCGCACCGGCUUCGUCUGCUCGCUACACUUCACCUCCAACUGGCUCAGGCGCAGCAGGGGCUCGGCUCACCACACCAAGAUGCUGCUCAUCAACCCGUGCGCGGUGCCCACGCUUUACCCGAGCCCGGAGCAACGACGCCGCAUCGCCGAGGCCAACAGCAGCAGCGCUGCAGCCGCCCGGGUGGUUCAGGGGCCGAAUUUACCGAGCUUCCCUUUCGUUCCUAUGAAUGCCAAACAGUUUAAACCGGUAGGCACAGACGACACAAACAAGCUCUCAGUCAGCAAUGGCGAAGGCUACUCUGGCAUCUGGGACUGGAAGCCAGACACGUGCCUAACGAUAGAUGGCUACCCUGCCAAGCCGACAGGCCUCCCCACAUUGCACCUGAGCCAGGAACAUGGCUUCAUUGCCGUAGCCAGUGGCAGAAACACCAUGGAUAUCAAGGCACAGCCUGAUUCCGAGGAAACUGUGGGCAGUGCAGACAGCCCGGGUGCACAGAGUCUUCCAGAUGCAGGCACGGAGCAAGCAACACCGAGCUUGCAGUCCGAGGCAGGCACACAGUGUGACAUUAGCACAGCCACCAAGUUUACCUGGCGCACAGUCAGAAUCAUGUCGAGGUGGACGCAGUAUGACGUGGUGAAAGUGUCCCAAGGCACGCAGGCUUCUGGUCCAGACUUUGAUGAUGACGACGUCCUGAAGAUGCAACGUGGAGGUCAUGUCCCUGUCUACGCCAGUGUACGACGCACAGUUGGGGCUCGCCGUAUGCUGUCUGAGGACAUGCAUGCAAUGGGGCGAGCCACUUGGAAUACCAUGGGAUCCUCAGAACAUUCCAGACCUCAGCAGGGUGUUCUGACUCAGCUUACGCAGAACCUCGGGAAGGAUGUGAAGAAGGCAUCACACUCAACAAAAAUGUCACCUGGAUGUCGAGAUGGUCUGUUAGAAUCCAGUGAUGACAGUGAGGAUCAAGAAACAAUGUGCAAGUAUCGCUUGUGCAAGCAAAAUGGUUUUGGUGCCUCAGUUGUGGGAAAUCCCGCCAGUGAAACGUGUCGCUGUGGCUUGUCUUCAGUCGACUCGUCACAUCAGAAGAAGGUCUAUAAGUGUGCCUUAUGCGCGUACAAGUGCAUAGACAAGGAACAUUUGGUUGUGCACAUGAGUCGGCACACCGCAUGUAGCAGGCCGUUUAAGUGUGAAAAAUGCAGCUGCACGUUUUCAAGGCAAGUGCGUCUGAUGCUGCAUAUGCGUACCCACCAAGAGCCGCAAGAGACAGUUGACACGAGCCAGCAGGAAGAGUUCAAGUGCGACUUGUGCUCGGAAACAUUCGCCAGCCUCGGUGAUCUCCUGGAGCACGUGAACAUCCAUGAAAACCCAGUCAAGUGUCUGCUGUGCCCAUGCACGUUCACGAGCGAAAUGCACAUGAAGGCCCAUUUAUGCCAGCACAGGGGUGAGAAGCCGUUUGAGUGUAGCCACAUCCACCUCAUCCAGCACACGGCCACCCAUGAGAAGGGCUUCACGUGCGCCGUCUGCUCUCGCACGUUCAGCCGCAAGGCCGGCCUCCUGCUGCACAUGCGACAGCACACGGGUGAGAAGCCGUACGAGUGUCGGGCCUGUAUGCGCACGUUCACCGUCCAGGCUGGCCUGAAGAGGCACACGCGCCACCACCAGAAUGUCGUUCAGGCUGCCCGCAAGCUUGGUGGGACGAGGCAAGGAACACGCACCGUUGGCCGGAUGAAUCGCCCUUCGAGUGCCAGCAGACAUUCGUCGGACCUUCCGUCUGCAACCGAGUGACGCAUGCUUGAAAAGGGUGUGCUCAGGAAAACUAGGGUAGGUAUGUAGGUCAGACAUUGAAUAGCUCAGUUAAAGGCGGCACAUGGCCAAAAGAAAGAACUAAUUGCGUGCCUGGCGUUCCUUGUUGUGUCCAUGCCCAGGUCAUCGCUAUUGUGGGAUGAAGUGAGACAUCGUCUUUUAUCCCAUCGCACUCCAUCCCAAUUCAAUAACCUCUGCCUGAUACCGCAUUACCAGCAGUAGAGAGCUUGUCCGUAAGACUGUUAUUGUUUACAGCUUACCUGGUUACCAGAGCCAUGGAUGGCGAUGCAUGCUGUCAGUAGCAUCUUGAGACGCUUUAUGCAACUACAACGUGUAUUAAUACUUUCUAUCACAUGAAUGCUAUCAUUGAAGGAAAAUCAUAGGGCAACUGCACGUCAGCGAUUAUCUUGCUACAAACACUUUCCAUAAGCAGUUAAUUCAGUAUAAUGUGGUAGGUCACUGCAGUAUUAUUUUUGUGUACUCUCUGGUUAAGCUCUGCAUCACAAGAUGUUGCAAUCGGCGAUGCUGCUGCCGUACACUAAUCCUAUGAUCCGCUCUUCCACGAAUGCUAAUACGUUUACUGGCAAGCUAAAGCAUCCGCUCAGACCUAACUGAGAACUCAUGGAAAAGCUUAAAUGGGAACACUGACGAAACGCAGCCCAAGAUUAGGUCAUUUAUGCCACAUGACCAGGUAUUUCUAAGGAACUACAGUACCGGCCCUGCACUCGAGACUGCACAAUUCAGCGACAUCAUGUGGAUCAGAUGUAUUGAUGUAACGUGCAGGGCAUAGGCGGCGGAAAGUUUUCAUUUCUACAGGGGGGGGGGGGGGGAGUUGACAACCAGCUUUCCUAACCCCACAUAUAUGUGUAUAUAUAUAUAUUUGCAGCUAUUCCUUCCUCUCUACAUCACACUUAUUAUCCAUCUGUCAAGGCCGACUGAUCUCAUUGAUAACAAAAGCCCCUUGAUAAUGCGGCGCUCUGACAAUGCACGAAAUGCGAAAAGCAAUGUAAUAGGCGUAGCAUGCUUCAAAAUCCUGGCUUUGCUUGCACUGCAAUGACAGUGCGCACGCAGCUAUAUUUCACGCCAGACACUUGCUUCGGACCAAAGCCAAAUUAAAGUGACGGUUUUAGUUUUCAUGAGAGUGUAUACGUUCUUCAGCAACAGGUUCAUGGCAUAAAAUAAAAGCGAAAUUAACAGACCGGGAAGCGACCCACGUGUUCAGAAAAGUCAAAACUGAUGCUUUCAAGAAAGUAAAUAACCACUUGUAUAUAAGCCGAACUGGCAAUCGGGACGCCUGCAUAAUAAAAAAAGAAAUACAUCAGAUUUCAGUGUGCCCUUAUCUAUGAAUUCAUAAGCGCCGUUGAACACCACCUGCUACCUAGAGGACGUGCUCGAAUAGGUGACCUUCUGCAGCUACGCAGUACUGGCUCCACUUCAUCACAUCUUGAGUGGCUUUCUUGAAGACCGAUGCUCGAAUUCUACAGCAGAUAUCUGUUUUAUCCUUGUCUUGAACUAAUCUGACGUCCAUCUCUGAUCAUGUAAGCAUGAUCUUUCACAUAACCCCAAAAAAAGAAAUCGAGUGGAGAGAGGUCAGGUGACCUAGCCGGCCAAUUUACAGGCCCGUGCCUUCCAAUCAAUUUCGCGUGAAAAGUCGCAUCCAGUGAGUUUCGUGCUUGGCUGCUGCUGUGUUCUGGUGCUGCGUCUUGCUGAUACCACAGAAGUGGAAGACGUGUGACAGCGGGACUUCGUUGAGAAAGUCAUCCACCACUCCUUCAAGGAUUUCAUACACAUAACGCUGUCCGGUCAGUGUGAUUGAAGAAGAUGGGACUGAUUAUAGCACCAGCAUAAAUGCAACAACCCACAUUAAACGACCACUGGUAUUGGUUUCGAUUGAGUUUUACCCAGUGUGUAUUGUAGUUACCCCAGUAGUGUGCAUUAUGCAAAUUUACCUGGGUGUUUCUCUGACAAUUUGCUUCAUCUGUGCACAUGAUGUUGCUCAAGAAGUGUGGUGACUCAUCAGCUUUUGUGAGGACCCAAUUCGAGAAAUCUAGGUGAUUCUACAGGUCCCUAUCUUCCUAGCAUUGGUGCUGGUUAAGGUGCUACGGGUGAAAGCCCGUCGUUCAGAAUCCUCCAAACUGAUGACUUGGAAAUUGGUACCUGGGCGGCCACAUCCCUCACGCUAGCAUGAAGUUCCGAGACCACAAAUGCUAGAACGUCCAACAUCCAUGGGUAGGCUAGGACUCAAAGAUUAAGUCCUACGCCACUGUUUCUUGAAGCUGCCAGUUUGUCUCAAGUUUUCAUCAUUUCUGAUGAUAGUCGACGCGUUUGGUCUACCGUCACACUUCCCAUGACUGAUAUAUAUGUAGUUGAAGCCUUCCUCUUGUUCUCAUUCGCAGCUCCCAAGGCAAGGAUCAUUUUUACCUCCUGCUCAUUAGAGAAAGACAUGGUGACUGGGACGAAAAAAAACACCUUCAAACAUUUGCACUGACCUUGUGAAUUCGCUUUUGUGGUGAUAGGUUUAGUGGCAAAAAGAAAAAGAA
Messenger RNA from Dermacentor andersoni, 5130 nucleotides. RefSeq lists its product as uncharacterized. NCBI's taxonomy places the organism in Eukaryota, Metazoa, Arthropoda, Arachnida, Ixodida, Ixodidae. Gene Ontology annotation, biological process: regulation of transcription by RNA polymerase II. The record is from RefSeq and is a predicted model, not a curated record. Gene Ontology annotation, molecular function: DNA-binding transcription repressor activity, RNA polymerase II-specific; RNA polymerase II cis-regulatory region sequence-specific DNA binding. Gene Ontology annotation, cellular component: nucleoplasm.